Molecule: messenger RNA, 933 nt
Organism: Ascochyta rabiei
Lineage: Eukaryota; Fungi; Ascomycota; Dothideomycetes; Pleosporales; Didymellaceae
Exons: 2
Coding region: 1-933 (310 amino acids)
Cellular component (GO): cytoskeleton
Molecular function (GO): actin filament binding
Source: RefSeq, a predicted model, not a curated record
AUGUCAGCUGGAUAUUUUCCCAAGCGCGAAAAGGUUGGACUUGAGGAUCUCUUCAAGGGCCUUGUCACCGCCUGCCACAUCCUCCACCGCCAUGACGUUCUCGACGCGUAUGGGCACAUUUCGGUGCGCUCUCCGGACAAUGCCGCGACGUUCUGGAUGCCUUGCAACAUGGCCCCAGCACUAGUAAGCUCUGCGGACGACCUGGUCGAGUAUCAUGUCGAGUCGGCUGAGGCAGUCGAGAAGAACGCGAAGCAAGGAUACCUCGAGCGCCACAUUCACAGUGAGAUUUACAAGCGAUUCCCUGGAAUAAACAGUGUCAUCCAUAGUCAUGCAAGCGACGUGCUGCCCUAUUGCAUCAGCGGAGUUCCUCUGAAGAACACAAUACACAUGGCCGGCUUCCUAGGGACUAACGUUCCCGUGUGGAACUCUUCCGGCUCAGACUUCCUCGUCCGCGACUCCACUCUCGGCGCUUCGCUCGCAGCAUCCUUUAAACCGGCAACAUCGGCUGGGUUCAUAUACUCUAAGGUCAGGUCGGCUCUCCCGGGUGUUAAACCUGAAGCGUCCCUCGAACCUGAUUUUGCCGUUAUGCUUCUACAGGGACACGGCUUUACUACGUUAGCCCACGGAAUUGAGGAGGCUGUGUACCAAGCAAUAUACACCAAAGAAGCCGCUAGAGCGCAAACCACAGCUCUGGCCAUCCACAACGCGUAUUUCAGCCACACCUUGGAGGGUAAAGUCGACAUUGAGGCAGGCGGCAAAAUUAAGUCUGGUAAAGCCAAGGGCGAAGGCGAUCUUAAGUAUUUGACUGAGAAGCAAGCUCACGACACCUGGGAGUCCAUGCAGGCGACAGUGUCCAGGCCAUGGGCGCUUUGGUGUCGAGAAGUGGAGAUUAGCCCGCUUUACAGAAACGAUUGUCCAAAUGGUGAGGACUGA